Molecule: messenger RNA, 2950 nt
Organism: Magallana angulata
Lineage: Eukaryota; Metazoa; Mollusca; Bivalvia; Ostreida; Ostreidae
Product: ATP-dependent RNA helicase SUV3 homolog, mitochondrial-like
Exons: 15
Coding region: 58-2193 (711 amino acids)
Biological process (GO): mitochondrial RNA 3'-end processing; RNA catabolic process
Cellular component (GO): mitochondrial degradosome
Molecular function (GO): RNA helicase activity; hydrolase activity, acting on acid anhydrides; ATP binding
Source: RefSeq, a predicted model, not a curated record
GUGUUCCGAUGACAUUAGUGCCAUGUGCGACUUGUGAAAAAACCUUAUGAAAUCAACAUGUCUCAUAUACGAACGUUUUUACGGGCAAAUUACACAUUUUGUGCAUACAAGAGAUUUUUGAUCGACAAGAAUUUACGUCUCACCUGUUUUAUUUCAAAAUUACAAGGACAGUCUCAAUGCAAACGAAAUUUCAACACAAGCUCGCUCUGGAGAAAUAAAGAAUCGAGGAAAUCCGGGAAUAUAGCAGAUAUUCUCGUCAAAGAGUCGUCUCUAGAAACAUUAGUCGAUCCCACGGGAGCAGGAAUAGAUAUGACGGGAAAACUAGACAGAAUCUUGGUGGCAAAUAUUAUGAGGCAGUUUCAACAAAGAGAAGAAGUUUGUAAAGCAGCAACAUCAGAAGGUCUAUUAGAGCCCUUCUAUUCUAAGGCAAUGGACCGCUUUGUUGAGUUUGUGAUGGAUAAUAUAGACAGACUUCCUGCCCAGCUCCAUGUGAUUAUCUAUGAUAUAACGAAAGCAGAGGGUAAAGGAAAGAGUAUAGAUGAUUUAUACCCGUAUUUUAUUGACUUUGCCAAAAAAAUAUAUCCACAGUUUGAAUUUCAAAAGGACUUGCAACUCAUCUGUGAUUUGACCCAACCUGCAAAUUGGUAUGCUGAAGCCAGAAGAAUGAAGAGGAAAAUGAUCUUCCACUGCGGACCCACCAACAGUGGCAAAACCUACCACGCCUUGAAGGCAUUCAUGGCGGCUAAAUCUGGUGUCUACUGCGGUCCACUGAGGCUGUUAGCUGUGGAAGUCUUCAAUAAAUGUCUGGAAAAUAAUGUGCCAUGUGAUCUGAUCACUGGAGAGGAGAGACGCCACCAUUUUGGCCCCGACAGGCCGGCGGCUCACGUAUCCUGUACUGUUGAGAUGACCAGCACCACCACAGAAUAUGAUGUGGCAGUCAUUGACGAGAUUCAGAUGUUGAGGGACAUGGAGCGGGGUGGGGCAUGGACGCGAGUCCUCCUGGGGCUGUGUGCCAGGGAGAUACACUUAUGUGGGGAGGAGGCGGCGGUCAAUCUAGUCAAGAGGAUCGUUAAUACCACAGGGGAUACCUUGGAGGUGCGAAAAUAUGAACGUUUAAACAGGUUGAGGUUCGACAAUAAUCCAUUAAUGUCCCUGAAGGAAGUUACAGCAGGAGACUGUAUAGUGUGUUUCAGUAAACGUACGAUUUACAAGGUGUGCAUCGAGUUGGAGAAGUUAGGACACAAUGUGGCCGUUAUCUACGGCAGUCUACCUCCAGCAACAAAACUAGCCCAGGCUCAGAAGUUUAAUGACCCGAAGGACCCCUGUAAAGUGUUAGUGGCCACCGACGCCAUUGGAAUGGGCAUUAACCUGAAAAUCAAACGGAUCAUUUUUCUGGAGAUUCAGAAGUUGACUCGGGAUGAGAACGGUGAUCUGAAUUAUUCCUUUAUUCCCACGCACCAGGCCAAGCAGAUAGCUGGUCGGGCGGGGAGGUUUGGGAGUGGGGAGAAUGUGGGGUUGGUGACCGCCCACACAGAGAAAAAGAUGAUCGAACUGAAAGAAAUCAUCCAACAGGACCUGGAGGACAUUCAGGCUGCUGGAUUGUUACCCACUGUUGAACAAUUGGAGCAGUUUUAUUUCUAUCUUCCCAACUUUAGCAUGCGUGAUAUUCUGGGUAUUUUUCAAUACAUGUCAACUGUGAACAGUGAUAUGUAUUUCCUGUGUGGAUUGGAGAAUUUUAAAGAGCUAGCAACAUUAAUCGACCAUAUUGACCUCCCCCUUCGAGUCCGGUACCAAUUCUGCCUGGCUCCAGUGUCAGUCAAAUCACCAUUCCUAAGCACUUUAUUUACAAAGUUUGCCAGGAGUUACAGUAAUGGGACUCCCAUUGACUGUAAGUGGCUGCUCCUUCAGACAGACUACCCCUGGAUCCUCCCCAAGACAAUCAAGAGUCUGGCCAAGCUGGAGGAGGUGCACGAGAUCAUGGACAUGUACCUCUGGCUCAGUUUUCGAUUUGAGGAAAUCUUCUGUGAUAGAGAAUCAGUCCGUGGAGUUCAGAAACAAUUGGAGGAAGUGAUAGAGGAAGGCGUAGAAAAGCUGGGAGUUCUCCUAGCCCAGGGAACCAAUAACCCACCAGCUAAAGGGAAGGGGAAGAUCAUAGCAGCAAAGAAAAGCAUCCGCAGGGCCAAAGGAAAGUGAUGGGUGAACUUGCAAAGCAUGAGUGGUUCCAGAACUUCCAGUAUUAUUGACUGUGUUUGAACAUACGAACAUGGGUACAUUCCCAGUGAAACAAGAAAAGGUUGUCUUUAAAUGACUUAUCAAGAAAUGUCAGACCAUGGUGCUUUUAACAUUCAUGAAGAGAAUAUAGCGGGACAUUAAUAAACUCUGUUGAUCCAUAAUGAAGACUGAAGCAUCAGUCACUUUGAAUUGAAGUUGGAGAUUUUGUACACUUUACUAGUCAUGUCUUCAAGUUAUGUCUGUGAAAUUUGUAUUUAACUGCUAACUUCAUAGGUCAGGCACUGGUACAUAUUCAGUUGUGUACUAUAUCAGCAUAAAUAGAACCAAAUACUGAUAGUAAUUAAUAGUUUUUCAUGAGAAGUGAAAACAUUAUUUACAAUAUACUUCAAUGCAAAUUAAAAUUGUUUUUCAUGGGAAGUAAAAUCAUUAAAUGAUUUACAAUGUACUUGAAUGCUAAUUAAAAAUGUUAUUAUAUUUUGUUUAUCUUGAAAAUGCUUAUACAGCAUAUAAAUAAAUGUAUGUGUUUGCUAUUUCAUAGAGGGGCUUUAUUGUGAAAGUUAAUGAACUGAAUCAGUGUUCCAAGGAAGUGGCCCUGUCAGUGUUUAUCCAUGUCAAUAGUAUGAUUGAAAAUAUACAGAAGAGAAUUAGUUUGAUGGGUUAAAAAUUUUAAAUAUUUAUUUAAAGAUUUAAUGAAUAAAUUAACAUGUGCUGAUUGAUA